AUGUCCGUUUUCUGCUCCCUGGGCAUGUUUAUCCUCGACGAAAUCCAUUUCGCCGACGGAACGUCCCUUUACAACGUUCUUGGCGGAGGUGGCGUAUUUGCCAUGGCGGGCUCGCGGAUUGUCCUCGGAAGCCAGCAGAGCAGGCUCUGUGGUGGUAUUAUAGAUAUCGGCAGCGACUGUCCUGAAGAAAUAUUGCGAGAGCUGCAGAGCUGGAAUCUGGGCGCAGUCUUCCGCUACGACAAUACACGGCUAUGCACGCGCGGAUGGAACAAGUACGGACUCAACGAUUGGCGUGAGUUCAAAUAUAUGACGCCCAAACGCAGAAUCGAGGUGGCCGAUUUGAAGCAGCACGAGCACUUGAUCCGGUCGCGGUCGUUUCAUUUGCUCUGUUCGCCUGGCUCUCUGCGCGAAAUGCUGGAAUCCAUCAUCUCUGCGCGACCAGACAAGCCGCUAAUUGUCUACGAAGCCAUUCCUGACCGGUGUCGGCCAGAACAUCUGGAGGCCCUGAAUGCCGCCCUUGAACACGUCGACGUGUUCUCUCCCAACGCGGCAGAGGCUGCUGCAUUUUUUGGCGAGCCUGAGCCAACCGAUAAAGAAAAUUGCGAAAGGGUAGCACGCAUGCACAAGGCCCGCGUGCUGCUGGUGCGGUGCGGCGCUUUGGGCUCGCUUCUGUACGCCAAUGGCCAAAUCAAGUGGUUUCCCGCAUACCAUGAUGACCCUGCCCGCAGCGACUACAAGGUUGUGGACCCAACAGGCUGCGGUAACACGUUUGUGGGGGCUUUUGCUACGCAGCUAGCUCUGAGCGGUGAUUUGGAGGAGGCGUGCAUUUCUGCGACGGUAGCAAGCGGGCUUGCGAUCGAACAGUACGGACCGCCUCGACUGGAAGACGCUGACCGCUGGAAUGGCACAUUUUUUGAACAGCGGGUCCAAAACUAUCGCAACCGACUGGGUAGCUCCUGA
Messenger RNA from Ogataea parapolymorpha DL-1, 960 nucleotides. RefSeq names its product putative PfkB family carbohydrate kinase (Mak32). Lineage: Eukaryota; Fungi; Ascomycota; Pichiomycetes; Pichiales; Pichiaceae. The coding region runs from base 1 to 960 and encodes 319 amino acids. The transcript has a single exon. The record is from RefSeq and is a predicted model, not a curated record.